AUGGGGAGCUCCAGGGCCAGAAUCCUGGCGCGACUCUGCAUACCGCUCCUCAUCCUCUGGAACCUUGGACUCGCGGUCUUUGUGCUAAGCCCGAUUUGCGUGGCGCUCUUUGUGACUCAUCCGAUCCGACUCAGUCGAGCGGCGGUCUUCGUGCAAAGCAUCGUCUGCGCCAUCUACAGUCUCGUCCUGUUCGUCCAGCUUCUUAUGUGGCUACUAUACCGAGCACUACGACCGUGGUAUGCGCUGACCUGGAUGACGAAAGGAAAGGUGUCCAUGCCAGGGCUGACCCACUCCAAGGACAUUCACCCCGUGAUCCUGGAGGCUGACUGCCUGUGCGGCUGCGAGUAUGCUGUCAGCAACUACGCCUUGUUGCAGCUUGUAACGAUUGCGUUGACCUCCUUGGUGAAGUCCCUUCUGGUGGCGCUGCGGUGUCUCAAAGGCCUCCGUAACGCACAGUGGGCCAACCUGAUCACCGUCCUCUUCAAUGUUCCAAUCAACAUCUACCCGGUCACGUGGGCCUCCAUCGAUGCCGAGCUACCCCCUGGAGUGACGGAGGAGACGGAGACCCAGGGAGAGCCUGCCUUCGACCCCUUCGUUCUGAUGGAUGAGCAACUGAACAGCGGCAACACCCGGCUGGAGCUGGCCGCGGCCUGGACGUGGGGCGGCACCAGCCCUCCUCGCUGUGGCGACGUAACGCCGCGAGCCGCGGAUGCGAUCGGCUGCUGCGGCUUUCCCUACGCCCGGAGCCUUCAGGACCCUGUCGAUCCUGGCAGUCCUACGGAGUCCACCGUCCCGCUCCUUGCUGCUUAG
Messenger RNA from Symbiodinium natans, 810 nucleotides. The record is from the annotation of a GenBank genome assembly. Lineage: Eukaryota; Dinophyceae; Suessiales; Symbiodiniaceae.